AUUCAUCGCGAGAUACAGUAGUAACAGCAGAGGUAGCAUAGCAGCGUCAAAAAAACAGAAGCGUAGCUGGAACACGGAGAAAGACAGCGCUUGAGUUGUGAGGAUGACCGAACAGGCGCCACCACCACCCGCAUGGUUCCUGUUGCUCGCUUUCGUCGGCGGCGUCUACUCGGCGUCGCUAUCGUUCCGCCUCCUCUCCUACCUCGCGCUUUCCAUGCGCCGCCCGAGGGACCUACGCCGCCGGUACGGCGCGUGGGCCGUGGUCACCGGCCCGACGUCAGGCAUAGGCCGGUCCGUGGCUCUCGAGCUCGCGCGCCGCGGCCUAAACCUCGUCCUCCUCGACCUCGACGCCGGCAACCUCGAGGAGACCUCCGACGUGGUCGUGUCUCGCCACGGCGUGGAGACCAAGACCGUGGUGUUCGACCUCUCACUCGUCGGCACCACUCAAGGCGACGAGUCCAUGAGGCAGCUCCGAGCAGCGAUCGAGGGGCUGGACGUCGGGGUGCUGGUGAACAACGCCGGGGUGUCGAGGCCGUCCAUGGUGUACCUGCACGAGGCCGACGUGGAGGAGUUGGUGCGGAUGGCGCGUGUGAACCUGUGGGGCCUGACGGAGGUGACGGCCGCCGUCCUGCCGGGGAUGCUGGAGCGCCGGCGGGGUGCUAUCGUGAACAUGGGCUCCGCCUCGUCGGAGGCCAUCCCGUCCUUCCCACUCAACACCAUCUACGCCGCCACGAAAAGGUAUGUUGCCAUGUUCUCCCGGAGCCUUCACGUCGAGUAUAGAAGUAAAGGGAUUGAUGUGCAGUGCCAGGCCCCGUUCUUCGUGGCGACCAGGAUGGUGGGCAGCGCCGUGCGAGACAAGUGGCUGUCGCCGCUGGUGCCCACACCAGACGACUACGCUCGCGCCGCGACGCGCUGGAUCGGCCACGGCCCGCUCUGCACCCCGACUCUCGGUCACCAGCUCCUGUGGUGCCUCGCGGGCAUCCUGCCGGACGUCGCGCACGACUGGCUCCGACUGCGCGAGCACCUGCGGCUGAGAGCGGUGUUGCAGCGAAUGAGGGCGGCCAGGGCAUCGAAAGAAUGUUAAUUAUGGGAACCGGUCCGUCAAACGAACAUAAGUUUAACCAAGUUUAAAUAGUACAUCCUCGGUCCAAACAGUAAUGCAGAUAAGGUAACAAGUAAUGCAGCCACUUCCUUAUGUCUUAAAUAAAUUUAUUAUAUAAAUACUUCCUCGAUGCCAACAUAGGUAACGUUGUUGGAACUAAGAAAGUAUUUAACCAAGUUUAAACAGUACUUCCUCGAUCUCUUUUCGCCUGUACUUUUUCUACCAGCCAACAGUAAUUUUCUCUUAACAGUAAUUUUAGACAUAAUUUUUCAAAAGAGCGAACAGGCAUGGAUGCCAAUAUUGCAGAUACCAAGGAAACUUAAAUAUCAAAGAUGAGCAAUAGUAAUUAAUUGUACAGUUUGCUUGUAAUUUUCAAGAUAAUUUUUUUGUACCUAAUCAGUCCAGACAAUAUUUGUCAAAUACAAACGAAAAUGCUACGGUGUCGAUUUUGUAAAAAAAGUUUGCAACUAAACAAGGUCAUGAUCGACUUACAAUCGUGCGCCUAGCUUUUCUAAGCAAGGUGGGGGCUUCUCCGGGUUAGAAACUUGGAACCAUUUUUUUUGCUAUUUCUUUUGACCCGUUUUCGGUUUUCUUGAGAAAUCUCAUCACUGCCAGUAGUGAGGGUGUGUAGUGUUAAACUCGUUAAACUUUAGUCAUGACCGUGUCAUGAGCAAAUUGGUCCGAGUCACAAUGUUCAGCCGAUUCCUGAUCUGUAAAUCUCGAAGUCUCACUUAGGCCGUGUUUAGUUUUUGGUGUAAAGUUUUUGAGUAUUGUAAUAUUAUUGUUUGUAUUUGA
This is a messenger RNA of Sorghum bicolor (sorghum), 1897 nucleotides long. RefSeq names its product very-long-chain 3-oxoacyl-CoA reductase 1. The coding region runs from base 104 to 1084 and encodes 326 amino acids. The transcript is spliced from 4 exons. Lineage: Eukaryota; Viridiplantae; Streptophyta; Magnoliopsida; Poales; Poaceae. The record is from RefSeq and is a predicted model, not a curated record. Gene Ontology annotation, molecular function: ketoreductase activity. Gene Ontology annotation, cellular component: endoplasmic reticulum.